Molecule: messenger RNA, 1199 nt
Organism: Bufo bufo (common toad)
Lineage: Eukaryota; Metazoa; Chordata; Amphibia; Anura; Bufonidae
Gene: SAP30BP
Product: SAP30 binding protein
Exons: 11
Coding region: 29-931 (300 amino acids)
Biological process (GO): regulation of DNA-templated transcription
Cellular component (GO): nucleus
Source: RefSeq, a predicted model, not a curated record
GGAGAACGUCACAGCGACGACAGGAGUGAUGGCGACGAGCAGGAAGAAUGUGCUGUCUUCUCUGGCCGUGUAUGUCGGGGAUUCGGAGCCGGAGCCGGAUAGUGAGGGGGAAGUGGACGAUGAGAUUGGGGGCUUGGUGUCCAGGUCGUAUGGACUGGGUGACCUAUCGCGGGUGGAAGAGGAUCGAUCCAACAAAGAUGACGAGUCAAGUCGGCAUUCUGAAGCGGACGUUUCAGAGAAUGACAAUCAGGAGACUGAUGAAACAAAGGAACAGUCAGAACUGGAGAAAAAAGAUCCCCAGGAGCUGGUGGCAUCCUUUUCAGAGAGGGUCCGAAACAUGUCUCCAGAUGACAUCAGAAUUCCUCCAGAACCACCCGGCCGCUGCUCUAAUAACCUGCAGGAGAAAAUUCACAAGUUGUAUGAAAGAAAGCUGAAAGAAGGGACAGACAUGAAUCAUAUCAUCCAGAAGAAAAAGGAAUUCCGAAAUCCCAGUAUUUACGAAAAGCUCAUCCAGUUUUGUUCCAUUGAUGAACUUGGCACUAAUUAUCCUAAGGAUAUGUUUGAUCCUCAUGGCUGGUCAGAAGAUUCCUAUUACGAGGCCCUCGCAAAAGCCCAGAAGAUCGAAAUGGACAAACUAGAAAAAGCGAAAAAAGAACGAACAAAGAUUGAGUUUGUGACUGGCACUAAGAAAGGUACAACUACCAGCGCACCGACUGGAACAACCAGCACCACAACUACAGCUACAGCAGAUGCUCAAAAAAGGAAAAGCAAGUGGGACUCUGCGAUACCAUUGACCACCAUUUCUCAGCCCACCAUCCUCACCACCACUGCCACAUUACCUUCUGUCGUCACAGUAACCACCAGCGCAAGCGGCUCAAAAACUACCGUCAUCUCUGCUGUUGGAACGAUUGUCAAGAAGGCCAAGCAGUGAUGCCACAAGCCGGGCUCCGGCGAUAGACUUGUACUUUCCUGACUCAGAGCUGCUCAAUAUUCACAAAACCAAGUUUACUGGAUGUGAAUCGCUGUGCUAGCAGCUCUAAAAGAUUUAUGCGGUGAGGGGGUAAUGAAUGGGAAGCCUGCAUUCCUUUCCCAUUAACGCCUCAGAAGCCCGAAUCAGUGUACAGUGUGUGAACGAUCUAUAGAAGUUUGUGUCUUCUUUUUAUUUCAAGACUAUUAAAUUCUUAGGGUUUUCUAUUUCA